AUGCGUGGACAGCUGAUUUUAAACUUGGAGCGGAGGAAUACGAGAAACGGAGUUGUAAUGGCGGAUGCAAAGUAAGCUGUCAAAAAGUAUGCUGCAUUAUACGUUUGCUUUAAUUCAUGAACGAUCAAUUAUAAUUUAUCGGUGAUUAAACGAAGGGAAUGUGCGUUAAGUAUGAACAGUUAUGAAACCGGCAAUCCGAUCGACGUAAUUUGUAUAUAUAAGUAAAAAAACGAAUCUUUUGUACAUACCAAUUAACACGUCUCUUUAAACGUUUCUACUUUACGAUGAUGAAUAAUCGGAGGCGAACAAAUAAUUUCACAUACGUCAGUUCGUGCGUGAAGUACAUGAUAUUUCUGCUCAAUUUUAUUUUCUGGCUGUUCGGUGGACUCCUGAUCGGAGUAGGUUUAUAUGCAUUUGUGGAUAAAUGGCAGGCAACUGGCUCUGUCAGAGUGGAGAAUGUGUAUGACGUAGUCCUCAAUAUUUCUCUCGUGAUGGUAAUCGCAGGAGGAGUAGUCUUUGUAGUUAGUUUUGCCGGAUGUGUUGGAGCACUACGUGAAAAUACUUGUCUUCUCAAAUUCUACUCUUUAUGCCUCUUGGUGUUCUUUUUGCUUGAGAUGGGGAUAGCAAUUGUUGGUUUCGUAUUUCCGCACACAUUACAAUCUUUACUGGAAGAAUCGUUCACAGAUAAAAUUAUACAAACCUAUAGAGAGGAUCCUGACCUACAAAAUUUUAUCGACUUUGGACAACAAGAAUUUAGAUGCUGUGGCUUGAGUCAAGAAGGAUAUCUAGACUGGGGAAAGAAUGAAUAUUUUAAUUGCUCCAGUCCUAGCGUAGAACGUUGCGGUGUACCAUUUUCUUGUUGCAUUAAUGCUACAGACAUAUCGAGCGGUCUCGUUAACAUAAUGUGUGGCUACAAAGUACAAAUGCUGCCAGUGUCUGAAGCAGGGAAGAAAGUCUGGACUAGCGGUUGCAUUGAAAUCGUCCGGAGUUGGGCAGAACGUAAUUUAUACACGAUAGCUGGAAUUGCUUUGGGUAUAGCUCUUAGCCAAUUAUUUGUCAUUUACCUUGCUAAAACAUUGGAAGGUCAGAUUGAACUGCAAAAAUCUCGCUGGCAUUCCUGAGCUUGACUUCAGGCCACCUACCGCUAUCAGAUCCAUUCCCCUCCUAGCAGGCAGGUGGCCAACGGCCGAGCAAAAGGCCAGGAUAACGAAACAAAUCUAAAUGUUCGUAUGACAUUGCUCGUUGUUUUCGCGAUCUCCGUAUACAUACUUUGCAUCCUUUCUUUGAUCAGAUUCGCUCUUUACUUCAAGGACUAUUUCCAUCUAUACUUAAACAAAGGCUAAUUUUUACUUCCUUUCUUGAUAUUAUACUAUUUUUAUAACUUCUUUUUUUAUUCUCUACUUUAUUUAUCUACAAAUUUUGUAUCUUUCACGACAGAUCCUUAAGCAACAUAGCCAUAUAUUUUAUCGUCGACUUUUAUACACGAUCUGAUUACUUUUAAAUCAUAGUUGCUCCAUCUAAAGUAGAGCGUAUUCACGAUUGAAUUCCGUUCAAUCCACGCGUUCAAUAGCGCGUACCUUUUUGUUGCAAAAAGUACUUACAUGUGAAAAGAAAUUUUUACUUGCCGCGGAAUCGAUUAAUUUAAAGUGAUCAGCACACGUCGAAGCAAGCGUACACUCGUACGAUAUUAAAUUUCAUAUGUUGGUAAUUUUUGCACCAGAAUUUUAAAUCAUAAUUCGCACAUUACAUGUAAUAGAUUAAUAAGUAUUAAAUGCAUCAAAGCCUUUUAAUGUUCAGCAAAAGACUUACAUAAUUUACGAAGUAGUGGUAUGUCGUAACAGAUUAUCGAACUAUUAUUUUUACUCUUAUUUAUAUGAUUAUUUCUAAGAACAUGUGUGUUGUUAUACAACUUUUUUCUUUAUUUGUUACGCCAAAAUGAGAAAAUUAAUGGUACGGUUAAAACACGCACAUAAUUGAAAAUAUAAUGCGACAUCUUUUUUGCUAUGUCUAUAUUUAUCUUUUUUAAUAUUCAUAUAUUAUAAAAUAUAUAAUUCUUUCAUGCUACACUAGUGCAAUUCAUGUAAGAAAAAAAAGAAACGUCCAGUGCCAAAGUCAAAGUAUCAUCUUAUCAUUUUAUUUGAAACAACCCUGACAAUAAUCUGGUGUAAAUGAUUUGUUUAUUGAGUGCAUACAUAGUAUAUCUGUGCAUCUUUUUAUCAAGAGUAAAUGUAAAACUUAUAUAUAAAACUAUCUAGUUUGUAAUAAACAAAUAUUAUUCUAAAA
This is a messenger RNA of Ceratina calcarata, 2283 nucleotides long. Its product is annotated as tetraspanin-33. NCBI's taxonomy places the organism in Eukaryota, Metazoa, Arthropoda, Insecta, Hymenoptera, Apidae. Bases 285 to 1121 code for a protein of 278 amino acids. The transcript is spliced from 5 exons. The record is from RefSeq and is a predicted model, not a curated record. Gene Ontology annotation, cellular component: plasma membrane.